AUGCAAAAUAAAAAAUGGGUGGAUGUUUCUAUACGAAUUAUUAAAAUAUUUGUAUAUGUUAUUCUUUUCUGCACUGUCUUUUGCAGUGCUUUGAUUACUAAAUUUGUAAUUAUGUUUGCUAUAUCACAACUUACGAAUGAAAAGAGUGUACAGUUUUGUGAUUAUUAUUCAGAGUAUAAUCAAGAACUAGAAGUAAGAAUUUCUAAAAAAGGCAAAGUAAUUUGGACAUGGUAUAUUAUCUUUAUGUUUAUUAUACCAGAAUGUUUAACUAUUUUUUAUGCAAUAUGGGAUUUUCUUUUCACAAAGAAAACAAAAUUACCUACAAAACAAAGCAUUGUAAUUAUUUUCUUUUUGGAAACACUUCAUCCAAUUGGCAUAGCAUUAUUAAUUUUGUAUAGCCUGCCAAAAUUUAGUUCUGUGGAUGCUGCUGCAGUUUCUUGUUGUAUUUAUUUUAUUCCUGCUCUUUUAAAUUUAUUUACUCAAAAACACAGAAGUGCAACUAAUAUAUCUGUACUAGUUAUAGUAUGCAAUGGUUUGGCUCUAAUUGCUCAAGGGUCAGGAUUGAUCUUAUAUUCUCUGUUAAAUAAUUUACAAUCUUCUCUAACAUGGAUUUUUCCUAUAGCACUUUUAUUAUCUUCUUGUCGUUGGUGGUAUAAUUAUGUAUCUCAUAAUAGCUACGGUGAUUUUAUAAGAUUAUUAGCAAGAAAUAAAUUGGAUGUACUGAAUAAUUGUCGUGCAUUACAAGGAUAUGUAGCAUCUUGGAGAUGUUUAAUUUUUGUUUUAAGUGCUAUAAUAAUUUUGGUUUUUGAAGAAAUUCAGAUACAAGAAUUUUUUGGACUUCCAUGGCAGAGUGGAUAUAACAUAGAAUUAAUAGAAAUGUUCAAUCCUCCUCUUAAGAGUGGUAUUGUAGAUACUAUUAUAGAUACUUCUGCACCUUUAUAUGCCUUUUUGAUACAAAUAUUUUGUUCUUUCUUCACAUAUCAAGCAGCAAAAUUUGCAUAUCAAACACAAAUGCAUAAAUUUGGCUUUGCACUUCCAAUAAGUUUAGUUACUCCAGCGACAAUCUUAUCAAUAAUUAUGCUUGGCUUUUUAAGAAAAGAAGAUUCGUGUGCUUUUUAUGAUUUAAUACCAGAUUAUUUAUUUUUAAAUAUACCUAAAUACAACAAUAUAACAGAAUAUCUCUUAAGCUGGCGUAUUUGGUGCUGGAUAAUAUGGUGGUUGUCACAAAUUUGGAUUACAGUGCAACUUUGGUUAGAUGAAAAUGAAAGACUUGCUCCUGUAGAGAAAAUCUUUUGUUAUUCUAGUUAUGAUUCAUUCUUAAUUGAUCAGUUCUUGGGAUUAAAUAAAAGAAAACAUGAAACUUAUGUUAUCAAAGAAGAAGAUCUCUCACAUUCUAGUAUAAAAUUUGAGAUUGGUAGUUCAAAAAAUAUACAAAUGACUAAUUCUCAAUCAACACUUUCUAAAAGUAAUAUAAGUAACAAAAGAAAUACUUGUGUUACUCAAAUUUAUGCUUGUGCAACCAUGUGGCAUGAAAAUAAAAAAGAAAUGAAUGCAUUGAUUGGAAGUAUCUUAAGAUUAGAUAAAGAUCAGUGCGCUAUGAAAGUUACACAGAAAUAUUACAAAAUUUUUAUCAACGAUUAUUAUAAACUCGAAACCCAUGUCAUGUUUGAUGAUGCAUUUUGUUGUAUGCAUAACUGUAUUGGAUCUUGUGAUCAUAAUGAAAAUGAAACUCAAGUAAAUGAAUAUGUAGCAACAUUUAUAGAAACAAUGCAAGAAAAUAUAAAAAGUCUUGGCAUACUUGAUUUACCACCAAUUAAAUAUCCAACACCUUAUGGUGGUCAAUUAGUUUGGAAUUUACCUGGAAAGACACGUCUAACAGUACACCUUAAAGAUAAAAAUAAAAUCAGAUACAGAAAACGUUGGAGUCAGGUCAUGUACAUGUAUUAUCUUCUUGGUUACUGUUUUAUGAGCUCAUCAAUAGAUGUUGAUACUAAAGAAUUAAUAGCAGAAAAUACUUACAUUCUAACAUUAGAUGGAGAUGUUGAUUUCCGUCCAACAGCUGUUAAAGCAUUGAUAGAUUUAAUGAAGAAAGAUAAAGAAUUAGGUGCCGCUUGUGGAAGAAUACAUCCCAUAGGAAGAGGUCCCAUGAUUUGGUUCCAGAAAUUUGAAUAUGCUGUUGGACAUUGGCUUCAAAAGUCAACAGAACAUACAAUUGGCUCUGUUCUUUGCAGCCCAGGUUGUUUUUCUCUUUUUAGAACAAAAGCUUUAAUGCAACAUAAUGUCAUAGCUAAGUAUGCAACAAAGUCAACUGAACCCAGACAUUAUAUUCAAUAUGAUCAAGGUGAAGAUCGUUGGCUUUGUACAUUAAUUUUACAAGCUGGUUGUAAGGUAGAAUACUGUGCAGCUAGUGAUGCUUAUACACAUGCUCCAGAAUCAUUUAAUGAAUUUUAUAUUCAACGUCGACGAUGGAUUCCAUCAACCAUAGCCAAUAUUUUUGAUUUACUAGAUAAUUCAAAAGAGACUAGAAAAAUAAAUGAUAAUAUUUCAUGGCUUUAUGUAACAUACCAAGGAAUUUUAUUAGGUAGCACAAUUAUAGGACCAUCUUUUAUCUACUUUAUGAUGGUUGGUGCCUUUGUAACUUCCUUUCAAAUUGAUAACUGGUUAAGUUUUGGGGCAAAUUCGAUUCCAAUAUGCAUUUUUAUUUUAAUUUGCUUUUUUUGCAAAGAACGCAUACAGCUUAUAGCAGCAGCAGUUAUCACUGUCCUAUAUGGUAUAGUAAUGAUCGUUGUAUUAGUUGGAAUAAUAAUACAAAUAGCAGUAGAUGGAUACUUAGCACCCAAUACUCUCUUGUUUUUUAUUGUAAUUGGUCAAUUUGUGUUAACAGCUUUUUUCCAUCCUCAGGAAUUAUCAUGUUUACCAAAUGCAAUUAUUUAUUAUAUUACUGUACCUUCUAUGUACAUGUUACUCAUAAUUUUUUCUAUCUUCAACUUACAUAAUAUUACAUGGGGGACUAGAGAAUCAAAGUCACAAAGACAAGCAUUAGAACAGCAAAAUAUAAAAACAAAGAAAUCCCAACUUGAACAACAAAGUGAAACCAUUACAAACAAGUGGAUGAAAUUUUCUGUACCCAAUUUAUUUAAAUGUAGUUUUUGUACAUAUAUGAAUUCUAAACAAGAAGAAGAAUACUUAGAAGUUAUUUAUAAUUCUAUAAAUGAAAUUAAUCUCUAUUUGAAGAAAAUAGAAAGGUAUUAAAUUAGUGAGAAAUCAAACGUAUUCAAGUUUGAUUACACAAUAUGCAAUAUACCCAAUAACAAUACAGAAGAAAAAAGUAGUAAUCAAAGUCAAACAUGCAGUGAACAAAUAAAAUUACAAGUUUCUGAACAUUUGAGCACAAGAACAGAUUCAGAAAUUGAAUCUUCAGAACAAAUUUCUACCAGUGAUCACCAAGAAGAAUCAAAUUAUUUAAUAAAUCCUUAUUGGUUGCAAGAUGAACGUUUAAAAGAUGGAAAAACAGAUUUCCUCUCAUAUACAGAAGAAGAAUUUUGGAAACAAUUGAUUAGAAAGUAUUUGCAUCCUAUUGAAAAUGAUAUGGAGAAACAACAAAAAAUCGCAAAGGGAUUGAUAAGUAUACGUAAUGAAUGUCUUUUAAAAUUCUUUAUGAUAAAUACACUAUUUGUUGUAGCAAUAUUUUUAUUGCAAAUAAACAAAAAUAUAUUGCAUGUUCAAUGGCCUUUUGCUGUUGUAUAUAAUAUUACUUAUAUUGAAUACGAAUAUGAAGUACAUAUACUCAGAACAUAUAUGCAUUUGGAACCAAUUGGAUGUCUCUUCAUUGUUGCAUUUGUUUUCAUUUUAUUUAUACAAUUCUUAGCUAUGUUGUGUCAUCGAUUUAAUACAUUUGUCCAUGUACUUGCUAAUGUGAAACUAGACUUAUUCUAUUCUAGGAAGAAAAAACAAGUAUCAGAUGACUUAAUUACUAAUACAAAUGCAAAAAAUAUAGCUGAAGGUCUCCAAAAUAUAACAGAAGAUCAGGCAAUACUUAAUGCAAACAACAAUGUUCCUCCAAGGAAACGUAAAAUUAUUAGAGAAUUAAUAGAAGAUACACAAGAUUCUAUAAUAGAGAGGUCUUCCAAUUUUGAAGUAAUAUUUAAUAAAAAAUUAAGACAUCCUGAUAUAUUUGGACUUUCUAGAACAAUAUCUUCAAGCAUACCAAAAGAUGUAUUGGAAGCAUUUGAAAAACAUCGUUCAAACGUUUUGGCAAAACAUAACAAAUUACAAUCUCACAAUACUGUACUUAAUGAUAUAAAGGAUGAGAAUUUGUCAGAACAUCAUGUAUAUGAUAAUCCAGCAUUUUUAGAUGACAGUAAUGAGUAA
Messenger RNA from Eufriesea mexicana, 4371 nucleotides. RefSeq lists its product as uncharacterized. Gene Ontology annotation, molecular function: chitin synthase activity. Gene Ontology annotation, cellular component: cell periphery; cell septum. Lineage: Eukaryota; Metazoa; Arthropoda; Insecta; Hymenoptera; Apidae. The transcript has 18 exons. Gene Ontology annotation, biological process: chitin biosynthetic process. The record is from RefSeq and is a predicted model, not a curated record.